Messenger RNA from Papaver somniferum (opium poppy), 1934 nucleotides. RefSeq names its product BTB/POZ domain-containing protein At5g17580-like. Bases 122 to 1810 code for a protein of 562 amino acids. Lineage: Eukaryota; Viridiplantae; Streptophyta; Magnoliopsida; Ranunculales; Papaveraceae. The record is from RefSeq and is a predicted model, not a curated record. The transcript has 3 exons. Gene Ontology annotation, molecular function: protein binding.
UGCAUCAUUUUCUCUACUCCAAAUCUCAUUCUCAUAAACCCUAAACACAGAAAAACAGUCAUUAGGAAAAAGUUUAAUUAGUACUCAUUAAACACUAAUCCAGUUUCAACAGUCAACAACUAUGAUGGCUGAUAAAGAAAACACCAACAUUUCUUUUUCUAAUAAUUGGUAUCGUAAGCCCACUGCAACGUUGUCCGAAGUUCGUUUUCAGAUUCAUGGCGAGCAAUAUUGUCUAGAUAGAAAACAUCUGACAGCAAAAUCAGGCAAAUUUGCUGCCUUACUGAAAAAUCACAAGAAUGAAGAGCUUGCUUAUGCUUUUAAGAACAUACCCGGAGAUUCCACAACUUUUCAACUUGCCAUGAAUUUUUGUUACGGCCGUGAAGUAAACUUUACAGCCGUUAAUGUUGUUCCUCUUAUUUGUCUUGUUUUCUACCUCGACAUGACUGAAGAUCAUUGUAAGGGAAAUCUCUUAAACAUUGCAUUAUGCUUCUUUUACUCGAAAAUCCUACCUACAUGGAACGAAGCUGUUAAGGCGUUGCAAACCACAGAACUGGUUUUUGACGAGGCGAGUCAUCUUGGUUUGGUUGAUUCCUGUCUAGAGUCUUUACUUUCGAAGGCCCGUCAGAAUCCUCGCCUCCUUGGAGAACCAUUCAAGAAACCAAUCCACAGUGACGAUGGAGUCAGUAACAAAAAUGGUGAUUGUAGACCAAAUGCAAGGAAGAAAUUGUUUGCACCUAAUCAGCGGCCAUCAUCAGAGGCUUUUACAUCAUUAAGUCUACGGCUUUAUGAUCUGACCAUAUCGAAUAUGGUUCAAAAUGGGGUGCAACCGGAAUACAUAGCUGCUUCUCUUUACAAAUACGCAAAGAAAUGGGCCAAUGUUGACAUCACAGGGGAAGAAGCAGUUAAGGAUUGUAAAGAAGUCAUUGAAACAAUAGAGAAGCUCUUGCCUGACGAAACCGAAGUACUUCCCUGCAAAUUGUUGUUUGAGAUGCUCCAGACUGCAAUUGUCUUCCACGCCAGCCCAAGCUGUAGGUAUGGAUUUGAAACGAGGAUAGGCAAGCAGCUAAAAGAAGCCGCAGUUGAAGAUUUAUUGAUUCCGUCUCAAAGUUAUGCAUCUGAAAUGCAAUUUGAUACAGCUUGUGUGAAAAGGAUACUAAAAAACUUCUAUGCCAACUACAAUGCGUCAGACAAUGUGGGCAUGAUCAAAGUCGCGGAGCUCAUAGAAGAUUUCCUGUCCACAAUUGCAAGAGACGUAAAUCUCACCAAGGAUUCGUUUAUUUCACUCUCCGCAGUAUCCGUAGCAACAUCAGUAGAAACAAAACGAUACUCAGAUGGAGUAUACCGGGCCAUCAAUAUCUACUUGGACAAACACAACUACCUGACAGAAGCCGAGAAAGAAGAAGUAUGUCAAAGUCUGGAUUGCUCCAGGUUGUCUCCAGAAGCGUGCACUCACGCUGCACAAAACAGUCUAUUGCCACUCAGGGUUGUAGUGCAGGCGUUAUUUGCUAGCCAGCUGCACCUAAGAGAGGUUAUCACCACAAGGGCUGAAGACUCGGAUAACGGGUCCAGAAAAGACGAAUCCAUCAUUGUAAGCGACAUUACUGACGAUGCACGGAUCGAAAUGGAGCACCGAGUGAUCGAGCUGGAGAACGAGUGUGACAGAAUGAAGAAACAAAUAGAGCGUGGCGUCGCGAAAGAGAAAAACAGCACUUGGAAGGCUUUGAAAAGGAAGCUUGGAUGCAUGAAUGGCAGCCAUGCCUACACUGAUUGUCAAGUUAAGAAGAAGGUCCAUCCUAGAAAUGGUGCCUAGCUAGCUGGUUAAUGUGCAAAUCUAAAUUCUUGUUUAAGAACUUAAUCUUUAAAUUGUUGGUGCAGAAUUUGCUAUAAUGUAGAAUUUUUGUUAACGUUUUCAAUGAAAAUGGCACUGAAAAUUU